This is a messenger RNA of Capsicum annuum, 1790 nucleotides long. Its product is annotated as peroxisomal adenine nucleotide carrier 1. Gene Ontology annotation, biological process: ATP transport; peroxisome organization; fatty acid beta-oxidation. The coding region runs from base 281 to 1234 and encodes 317 amino acids. Gene Ontology annotation, cellular component: peroxisomal membrane. Gene Ontology annotation, molecular function: ATP transmembrane transporter activity; ADP transmembrane transporter activity. The transcript is spliced from 5 exons. The record is from RefSeq and is a predicted model, not a curated record. NCBI's taxonomy places the organism in Eukaryota, Viridiplantae, Streptophyta, Magnoliopsida, Solanales, Solanaceae.
AUAUAUCCACGUAUUGCAGUUCCCAAGAAGACCCAUGAUCGACCCCACACACUACCGUGUCUGUACCAGCCUUUGUGCUCUCAUUCAUCACCUAGAAUUCAAACCCGCCUGCCUACUUUAUUUGUUAAAUAAAUAAAUAAAUAAAGGAUCAAUUCAAUUGGAAUUUGUAAUAACUUGGAUUGGAGUCUUUGGUUUUGACAUUUGUUAAAGGACCAGAGUAUACAAUUCUUGAUUACUCAUAAUUUGUGUACUUAUAUUAUAGAGAAAGAGAGAGAAGAAGAUGUCAGGUGAUCUGGAAUCUAUAUCAGAGGCGACAUCUGGAGCCAUUGGAGCUUUAGUUAGCACUACUAUUUUGUAUCCUCUUGAUACCUGCAAAGCUAAGUAUCAAGCUGAGGUUCAAGCUCACGGUCUCCGUAAAUACAGGAAUAUCUCUGAUGUUCUGGUGGAGGCAGUAUCAAGUGGUAAGAUCCUGUCACUGUACCAAGGUCUGGGAACCAAGAACUUGCAAUCUUUCAUUGCGCAGUUUGUGUAUUUCUACGGAUAUAGCUACUUUAAGAGACUCUAUUUGGAGAAAAGUGGUUCCAAAUCCAUUGGAACUACAGCCAAUUUGUUAAUUGCAGCGGCAGCUGGUGCUUGUACAGCCAUAACAACUCAGCCACUGGAUACUGCUUCCUCGAGGAUGCAGACAAGUGCCUUUGGGAAAUCAAAAGGCCUUUGGAAGACACUUACAGAAGGUAGUUGGAGUGAAGCAUUUGAUGGCCUUGGGAUUUCUUUACUGUUGACUUCCAACCCUGCCAUUCAGUAUACAGUUUUUGAUCAACUCAAACAACGAUUGCUGAAAGGUAAACAGAAGACAACAGGGAAAGACACAUCGCCUAUUGUACUUUCUGCAUUCUCAGCUUUUGUGUUAGGUGCACUGUCAAAGAGCAUAGCCACUGUUCUGACCUAUCCAGCGAUCAGGUGUAAGGUCAUGAUUCAAGCAGCAGACGAUGAUGAGGAUAAGAAGGCUGAACCAAAAUCAAGUAAGACAAUCAGCAAUGUCAUAUGCUCUAUCUGGAAGAAAGAAGGAAUCUUGGGUUUCUUCAAGGGAUUACAUGCUCAAAUCCUCAAAACAGUGUUGAGCUCAGCAUUGCUUCUAAUGAUCAAGGAAAAGAUCUCUGCCACAACUUGGGUCCUCAUACUAUCACUUAGGAGAAUUCUGCUGGUCAGGCCGAGAAGGCUAAAAAGUGCUUAAAAAUUGCAGUCAGCUGAGCUGAUUGCGUGUAAAAAAAAGGUCUAUAUGACAAAUCAGAAGAAAGAAAGUUAAUUUGGAAGGUUGCAGUCUUAGUUAGUUUCGAGGGGGGGAGAAGGCUCCCUGUUAAACGGUGUUCAGGUCCAUGGCAUACAGAUGAAAUUACUGUCAUCAAGGUGGCUCAAGCAAGUUGAUGAAUUCAAGAGGAAUAAUAUGAUAGUUUUUGGUCUUCCUAGAAGAGAAUAAUCUGACAAGAAAAUUUUUAUUUUAUUUAUUUAUUUAGAAACGUUAGAAUAAUGUGGUUAAGUAAUCUGUUUCUAGUUGCUUUGAACAAUUAGGUUCUCUAGAAGAAGAAGAACGGGGUUUGCUUCUGGCAGCAACAUGCUUGACCGGCCCCGUCCGGCUUCCAAAGUUUUUGUGGUACUUGUCAACUUUGGAUCCUUGUUACUUGCCCAAGCAUUGCCCAAAUAGGUUCUUUCAUGUGACUUGCCCAAGCAUUGCCCAAAUAGGUUCUAUCUCUCAUUACAUUCCAACUACUAUAUUAUUGGAUUUACAGGAA